UCAUAAAAUUAGUAUCAUUUGUUCCUCCUAUCCGACAACCGAAAAAUACAUCCCUCAAUAUGAAACUAUUAUUUCUACUCUGCCUGAUUUCGGCCGGUGCACUGGUUCUGGCCAAACCUCUCGUAACUUUUGAUGUGGUUCAACCAACCGAUGAUUCAGAUGUCAUUGGCGAUGUAGUAGCUUCUGAUUCCGAUUUGAAUAAACCAGCGGAAGAGGACGCGGAAGUUGAUGGUGCACUCGAGGAAUCGGAUGCGCAGAGCGAUGACGAAGAUCAAGUCCCAGAGGACGAGAAUCCCAAUGGAAACCAGGAAGCAGAUGACCACGAGAACGAUGCAGAUCAAACUCUGGAAGAUUCUAAUGAAGAUAGUGGCGAGGAUUCGGUAGACGAACUCGAAGAUCAUCCACAAGAUGACUCAGAGGAAUCACACGGUCAAAAUUCUGAAGAAGUUGAUCAAUCAUCACAAGACGAUGGAGAAACCGAAGAUCACGACGAUCAUGAACAACGUCCUCCACAACACCCUGGACAAGAUGAUCAUGGACCACAUCCUCCUCAAAAACCACAGAACCCCGGACAAGAUCAUCAUGGACAAGGUCCUCAUCAUGAACCACAAAAGCCAGGACAAGAUCAUCAUCAUCAUCAUCAUCACCCUCAAGAUCCUCAGGGACCUCCAAAGCCAGGACAAGGAGCUCAUGGACAACAUCCUCAUCAUGGACCACAAAAGCCAGGACAUGAUCAUCAUGGACAACAUCCUGCUCAUAGACCACAAAAGCCAGAGCAAGGACCCCAUGGAGAACAUCCUCAUCAUGGACCACAGAAGCCAGGACAUGAUCAUCAUGGACAAUGUCCUCCUCAGGAACAGCAAAGCCCCGGACAUAAUAAUGAACAAGAACAUGGGGCUCCACAAGAAGUUGGAUCAGUUCCACAAGUUGUAAACAUUAGUAUCAAUAUUGGUCAAUAGAGACUGGUAAGAAAAGAACGGAAAUACAGUCGAACUUCUCUAACGAUGCAAUAAAAUAAUUCUGUAAAAAAUGAA
This is a messenger RNA of Aedes aegypti (yellow fever mosquito), 1034 nucleotides long. RefSeq lists its product as uncharacterized. NCBI's taxonomy places the organism in Eukaryota, Metazoa, Arthropoda, Insecta, Diptera, Culicidae. The coding region runs from base 409 to 933 and encodes 174 amino acids. The transcript is spliced from 2 exons. The record is from RefSeq and is a predicted model, not a curated record.